AUGAUCAUAGUACCAUCAUCUGAAGUUGAGUGGCAAAGGCGUGCCCAAGCCACCAAUAUUCUCGGUGGAUCAAUUCACGAAGCCAAGCUGAGGUCGGCUUCGAAGAUUGGCGAUACUCAAUAUUUGCUACUCCGAGUGUUGUGGAAGAUUCCAUCGCGUGGAAAAUCCCAAACCAUUCCAAACAUAUUUGGCCUUGCCGACUGGGUGCAAAAAGCGACCCCCAUAUUGGGACGCUACGAAUCCUGGAGGGAGUAUUGCGAAAGCUUUCAUAAAGCAAAGAUUCCAGAGGGAACAUUUGCUCUGCCUCGAUUUUAUCAAAAACAGGCCGCCCAAGUUCCAAAGACUACAGAACUCCCCGGCGAUUCCGAUGUUGUGUUCACUCCCGUGUCCAAUCGCACGCGUGGACAAGUCAAUCUGAUUUCACGUAUACGGGAACUGGGACUCGAGACACCAAGCAAAGCUCCUAGACGCCGUGCUAAGACAGCUGAAAGCCUUUCUGAUGAAGAACUGAACUUUGGACCGGACGAAGAAGACGAGGGGGAGAUUUUGGGUCUAAUUCAUCCUAAGACAAAGGAUGAGCAGAUUGUCAAUACAGCUCUGAUCGAUUUUCUCAAUGCUUUUAUAAUCCAUGAGAAUAUGCCUGUGCAGUGGACACUCUAUCGGAAGCCCUUCAAGGCUGAAUUCAAGGAUAACUCAUUCGAAGCUCGUACAGAUGGAUGCCUGGAGAUAUAG
This is a messenger RNA of Penicillium malachiteum, 732 nucleotides long. RefSeq lists its product as uncharacterized. NCBI's taxonomy places the organism in Eukaryota, Fungi, Ascomycota, Eurotiomycetes, Eurotiales, Aspergillaceae. Bases 1 to 732 code for a protein of 243 amino acids. The record is from RefSeq and is a predicted model, not a curated record. The transcript has 2 exons.